Messenger RNA from Closterium sp. Naga37s-1, 2334 nucleotides. The record is from the annotation of a GenBank genome assembly. NCBI's taxonomy places the organism in Eukaryota, Viridiplantae, Streptophyta, Zygnematophyceae, Desmidiales, Closteriaceae.
AUGCUCCGCAGAAGCGGCUUGGAGAUACCACGCCAGCACCGUAGUUUUCUGCGCCCUUCGGCAGGGAGGGAUCUGCGCACACCCUUUCAGGGGCGCAGCACAUGCGUCAUGCAGCUGCGAACGAGGGGCAUGCAUGUUGUGCUGAAUUCCACCCGCCAAUGCGUUUCCUCCGAACAACCUGGUAAGCGUUGGGGGGUGAGGAAGGGAGGGGUGGAUGAAGGGGGAAAUGUGGGGGAAGGGGAAGUGGUGGGGAGAUGGGGAAGCGGAGGAACGCGUUUCCGGGCAGAGUGGCGGGGUCCUGGUGGUAUGAGAAUCCAUCCGUCGCAAACCGUCGUCCAAUCAGCAGAGGCUCUGUCGCAGAACCUGUCGCAGAAUCUGUCGCAGAAUCUGUCGCAGAACCUGUCGCAGAAUCUGUCGCAGAAUCUGUCGCAGAACAACCAGCCUCCAGUCCCCGCUGCCUUGCCGCUGAAGUUGCAACUUCCAGCAUGCGUACAGGCUGCCACCGCCGCCGCCGCCGCCGCCACUGCCGCUACGGACCUGCCGUCCGUCCGAUCCGUGCCAGCCGCGUCGCUGUCGGCGAGCUUCUCUCACGGCCACCGCUUGGAACGGCCGACAGCGUCGACGGCCGCCGGCGCGCGAGCCGACGCGCUGAUGGCGGCCGUUGCCGUCGCCACCGCAUCCGAAGCGGGUAGCCGUCAAGGAGCAGACGAGCGAGUACCGGUUAUGAUCCCGACGGGUGAGGACGAAUCAGAAGAAGGCAGUCAGAUCUCGUGGGCGUCGAAUCGGCCCAUUGGUUCGGGUUUCGGGUUUGCUUCGGUGUUUAAGACCGGCGGAGGCAGCGGCGGCGGCGGAAGCGCUUUUCGCCGGUGGCAGGGGCGCGGAGGCAACAGCGCGUGCGCGUUCCCGCGGCUGGCGGAAAUGGGAGCGGGAGUGGCGGAAAAGGGGGCCGGAGCGUGCGGCAGCGGCAGCAGCAGCAGGUGCAGCGAGAACGAGCACGAGGGUAGCGAGCAGGCGGAUGAGCAAAGCGCGGCCGCGAGUAAGGACGAAGGAUGGGCUGGAUGCGGCUCGGAAAGCAUGUCUGACGGCGAAUGUCGAGGCGACGGCGGCGGCGACGGCGGUGCUAGCAACAGCGGGAAAUCCCCCGAGGACGAGGUUCUGAGCGCGCGGGAGAGCCGCGCGUUGGAUUGGGGCGCGGAUUUGACGAUUGCGGGGGCUGGCGCGGGGAAGAAGCGCAAGGGCGAGGCCGUCAGUCGAGACGAGGUGGCGCUUAUUAUGGCCGUUGCGAAGCGGCUUAAAACGGAGCAUGACGUGGAGCCGGACGAAUGCCCUGGAGCCUCGUCUGUCGCCGGAUGGUGGCAGAAGGACUGCGAACUGGCGGCGGCUUCGCUCCUAUUGGCUCCGCCAAGCGCGGCGGAAUCUGCGGCAGCGACAGACGCGGCGGCGGACGCUGUGGCUGAAGCCCCCGCGAUCGAGACGCGCGACGCGGCGGGAAUGGUUGGCGGCCAGGCCGGCUCCGCGGUGCAGGCGAAGCGGCUCGAAGGGGUGAACGUGCAGCGCGCAGCGGGCAAGGGGGGAGUCCCGGAGCUGCUGCCGCUGCUGGCGGAAGCGCGAGGAGCGCUCGCGGGAGAGGCGGAGGAGGUGGCGCGCGGGGUUGGGGCGGCGGAGGAGGAGAAGCGGGCGGAGAGUGAGAGGGAGAAGAGUGGCAUGUGGCUUGAGCUUGGCAAUGCGGGUCAGCCCUUCGGGACCUCUGGGAACCCCGGGACCCCUGGGACCUCCGGGUUGUCUGAGACCUGUUCCCGAGCCUGCUCCAGUGGCGGAUCAUCCCCUGCUGCUGCUGCGUCCUCUCCUGCUGGUGUUGCUGCUGCUGCUGCUGCUGCUGCUGCUGCUGCUGGUGCUGCUGCUGGUGCUGAGGGUGCUGGGGCUGGGCGUGUGGUUGCUCACUCUCCUCCUCCACAUGAACCGCCUGCUUCUUCUAACACCAAUGCCGCCGCCUCUGCAGCUGCUGCUGCUUCUGCCACCACUGCCGCUGCUCCUGCUUUUGCUGCUGCUGCUGCUCCUGCUCCUGCUCCUGCUCCUGCUCCCGCUGCUGCUGCUGCUGCUGCUGCUGCUGCUGCUGCUGCUGCUGCUGCUGCUGCUGCUGCUGCUGCUGCUGCUGCUGCUGCUGCUGCUGUGCCUAGGAUCGUUUGUCCGGUGCCGUCAACGCCGGUUGCUGCUGCUAUUCCCACGGUGGCCUGCAGCGAGUCCCAAGCAGUCCCGAACACACCCCCAUCAGCAGCCGCCGCAGCUGCUGCAGCAGCAGCUAACGCCUUUGGUGCGGAUGUGAGUGGCGACUGA